AUGGCAAAUUUGGGUUUAUUGGAAUUCUAUGCUCUUCGUAUUCUACGUGAUCGGGUUGAAGUUCCGGCAGUAGUAGUAUUUCCUCCUCCUCCUCCUCAGCCCGAACGAGUGAUAUAUGUAUUGCAGACAUUUCAAGUGGAUGUAAGAAAUGUUGCUGAUGGGGAUUUCUUAACGGUGUAUGUGGAUGUUGCGGACACAAGGGAAGCGUCCAAUGUGCCCAAGGUUGUGCAAAUAGCAAUAUCAGAACGACUGAAAGCACGGGCAUUCAAGGAUUAUGCCAAGGCAGAUGCAUUAUACCAGAAGAUUGUGGAUGCUGGUUACAGACUCCUAAGAGGUGCAAACAAUGCGGAUAUUCUUGCAAAAAAAUACGGGAUUCGAUUGAGUGUUUACGGUGAGGAUAAAUAUGGUCUUCCUGUAGGAAGAAAGUGUGCAUGGCAUAAUGCAUCCUUUGACAACCGCCCUGAACUUGCAAAGUGGGAAAUGGAGGCUAGAGCUUCUCAGGUCGGAUUGUGGGAAUUAUCAAAUCCUGAGAAGCCAUUGGAAUGGAAAAAAAACAACCCUGAAAUGCCAUGGGAUUGGAGAAUACCAAUCACCACUAAAAGAACUCUUUAG
Messenger RNA from Papaver somniferum (opium poppy), 612 nucleotides. RefSeq lists its product as uncharacterized. Gene Ontology annotation, molecular function: ATP binding; aminoacyl-tRNA ligase activity. Gene Ontology annotation, biological process: tRNA aminoacylation for protein translation. Gene Ontology annotation, cellular component: cytoplasm. Lineage: Eukaryota; Viridiplantae; Streptophyta; Magnoliopsida; Ranunculales; Papaveraceae. The transcript has 6 exons. The record is from RefSeq and is a predicted model, not a curated record. Bases 1 to 612 code for a protein of 203 amino acids.